GCACACUUAUCCAACACACUGCACCGGCUCAUAGUGCUGCAAAAGGUUUUCGCCCGGCACAAAGUGUUGGAAAGCGCUGCCGAUUGUGCCCAAAACGUAAACAAUCAAAAAAUUGUUUAUUUUCGUUUAUUUUUCGGCAUAAAAUCGAAACUAAAUCCACAGCAUGAAAUUCAAGUAAAUCGCCGGCAACGCAAGCGAAGAGUUCCACGUGAGUCAGCAGCCAGAAGCCAGGUAGUCGACGGGUAAGGAGCGAUACCCAAGGGGUGAAACCACGCCACCAUGUUCAAACUGGAGUCCUACAUCACUCCGAUUCUGCUGAACCACGUGGCCAAAUAUGUGAAGAACUUCCGAGACGAGGAUGCCCAGGUCUCGCUGUGGGAGGGCGAGGUCACCUUCCAGAAUUUGGACCUGCGGCUGGAGGUGCUCGAGGAAGAGCUCAAUCUACCUGUGGAGCUGGUUUCCGGCCACAUCCAUGAGCUAAGCAUACAGGUGCCGUGGACCAAGCUGAUGUCCGAGCCGGUGAAGAUCGUCAUCAACACGAUCGAGUUCGUGGCCAAGCUGCCGGACAGCGAGAGCAAGCAGCGACGCGACUCAUUCCAGCAGGAGCAGCGCCGCAAAUCGAAGCGAACGUCAGCGGAGGCGGCGGACCAGCAGCCCAAGAGCCCCGCCCCGGCCAGCAGCUCCAGCGUGGUGAAUAAGAUCAUCAACAACAUUACGCUGCAGUGUCACAACAUCAUCCUGAAGUACGUCGAGGACGAUAUCGUGGUCUCCAUGAACGUACAGUGCCUGAACUUCACCUCCGCCGGUGAAGACUGGAAGCCCACCAUGGUAGACAUGCAUCCCGUGUCUGUGGUCAUGAGAAAGUUGCUCCAAAUAUCUGAUUUGACCAUCUGUCUGGACAAACGGAACACUGCUGGCCGGAUUGAGGUUUGCCAGGAGCCGGUGCUCUAUCGCUGCAGCUUAGAAUGUCGAGUCCUACGAAAAUACAACGCCAAUACGGUAAACACCUCGAGCACCACACGCGUGGGAGUGUUCACCAAGGCGUUGGACAUCAAUGUGUCUUCCCUGCAAUUCCCAAUGGUAAUGAGACUAGUGAAAUUGCUUAUCGAACUAAAACCGGCCCCGUCCGAGGAGGAACCGACGAACACGAACGACCAGGCGGAUGAAACGACCGAAGCUCACCCGACACAGGAGGGCACCGAGCCCAAUGGACAGAGUUUGCUCUGGUGGGCCUGGAACAAGUUGCCCAGCUUUGAGGCUGAGGCGCCAGUUACCAUGUGUGACGAACGGGUUGGCCACGCCUUUGACAUAGGCAUCUAUGCUGAGGAGCUGAACUUCCAGCUUAAGAACUCGGAGUACUUCACAGACCACAGCAUGGGCGGCAUCAAGCGGAUACGGUACACCCCGAUACUGCGGAUCAGCCUGGGCGGGCUCUACUAUGAGCGGUCGGAACUAAAGGAGUGCGAGUGGACAAAUGUGAAGGCAGGGUUGUCGAGCAUGUGUAUGGAGCCGCUGGGUAUUUACCGAAGCCAGGACCUCGUUGAUCGCACUCUAGUCAAUACGGAGUCGUUUAUGGACGAGCGUUCCUUCAUCGAUAAGAGCCUGUUCGACGAGCACUACAUGUUUGCUGAGCGGACGUGGUGCAGCUACAACUACGAGGACUAUGCCGCUCGGAACACGGAUGAGUAUAUGCUGUUCCGCAGCCCCGUUCUGGCUUUCGACAUUGUCGAGUACAGGGUACCAUCCAAGACGAACCACCCCAGCCACCCGGUGGCAGAGAGCCAACUGCGGGAUUCGGGACUUCGGAUUCAGUACCGUCUGCUGUCCGCCGGAAUCACCUUCCAUUUUUCGCAGUCUUUUGCGCAGGUUAAGAAUGUAAUUACCGAUUUAAUUCGUCCUUACGAUUACUCGGGAUAUCAUUCAGAAAGUGUAAGCGAUGUGAAGGCUCUUGAGGAGCAUGCCGACAUGACCGUGCCGGACUUGGAAUAUCUGGUGGCCCUCGUACCCACUUGCAACUACAAAAUUGAGCUGCGCAACAUCGUCAUUCAGCUAUAUCCACGCCAACAGCAGGAGGAGACAUCGGCAAGUAAUCAGCACCAACUGACGACCACGGUGAAGCAGUCCCUGUUGCCAUAUCUGCAGCUGAAGAUUUCCUUGGUGGAGGGCACCAUGUGCGGUCCAGCCAAUCCCAAACGCCUUGUCCAGCUCAUCACUCAUCUACAGGACAAGCCUAGGGAGGUGAUUAACGCCUGCUACAACUGCUACAGCUUCAGCCUCAAGAAUGUGACGCUGAUAAUUCUGAACACCACCCCGGACGGUGGGCAGGCCAAGCUCUUGAGCAUUCCACGCAUGCAGGUGAACUGGAACCGCCUGCUGCUCCCUAAUCUCUGGCGGCAGAACGAAGCAGCAGCCCUGGAGAAGGCGGAUCUGAAGUCAGAGAUAAUGGCCUUGGAGUUCUCUAAGCGCGAAUUGAUUCUCGCCAAGCGACUUGUUCCGCUUAUUUUGAGUUUCGACGGGUCAGAGCUUUGUUACCUAGCCCAUUUAGUGUCCCAGGCUAAUGUCCAUUCCGAUGUGAUCAAGCUGCAAACUGUGGGCUCCAAGCUUAACCUGAGCUACAACAAGUAUCUCUCGCACUUAGCUGCCGUUGGUUCUCUACAAGGCAUCCAGGCCGACGUCGUUAACACCAAAAUGAAUGCCCGAAACGUUGUGCUGUCCACCUCGGCGAAUGUUAACAACAAGUGGCUAGAGAUGCAGCUCCAGUUCCCCCUAGAGGAAGCCAAUCAGGAGGUGCAGAAGAGGGAAAAGACGCCUGGCACUGUGGUGUGUCUCUGGAUGGAACCAUUUUGCAUCACCACCGAUGUUUACCUUCUGCAGUUUAUGAACUUUUCGCAUCAUAGCGGGAAGAAGAAAACAAAGGAAAAUGAAGGUGAUACCGAGGUAGAGACGUUUAGCCAUUCGGAGCCUAUCGCGCAAUCUCUCUCCAACUACUCCACUAUAUCCGCCAUGAACGAUCUUCAGCCACGUCGCAUUAGCAGAAACAACAGUCGCAAGAUCUCUGUACCCGAGGAGACCGUUCAUCUAAGUUCUGAGCGCGAUGAGAGGCAUACUCAAACGGAGCCCAUAAACCUAGUGUUGAGCAGUAAUAAGGCCAAAGCGACCACCUUUGAUUCUACGCAGCUGGUACAUCGCCUAAGUAAUCUGGUAGUGCUGGUAGAGAUCACCCAGGCCCAGGUGAACGUGUGCGAGGCGAUGAUGCGAAAGAAGUCAACAGAAGUGGAUGUUGAGUACACCUCGAUCCGCUUACCCAAUGUUAAGAUAAAAUCAGGCAAUUGCGACUCCAUUCAGCGUGGCAAUAUCAGAUCCGUAGUCUGGGUCGCCCCCAAAGCGGAGCUCAUCAAUUGGGUCAUCGACUUGAACGAGUUCAAUGUGUGCUGCUGCAAAUCAAAUGUGGCUGAUACGAUAGUGGCUCCGGUUAGGACAACUAUAACCCUGGCUCUGUCCCAUAAGGUAGCCGAAGCAGAGGAUGAUAGAAGCAACCAGGAAAGAAAAACCAAAUCAUCUGAGGAAUCGUUUGAACAAGGAACUUACUCCAUAAAUGUGCAUGUGGAUAUGUCGGCUAUCAAUAUAUUCGCACAGCGGCUAAAACUGUUGCACGAGCACUGUCGGAUCCUUUCCAAAGCGUACUCCUCCUUUUAUCCGGAUGAACCUUCUACUUCAAAGUGUAGACCCGCUGAAAUCAAGCCCAGACUUGAGGUUUACACCGGCAGUUCACAGAACUAUUCGGUGAUCAGGGAGUUCCUGGAGCUAGAUCCCAACUUUGAAGCACCUAAAGCUGAAGCUGCUCAGAAGAUCUCGCUUGUAAUAUUCUGCCAAUGGACCAUACCUAGAAUCUGCUUGGAAAUGGAGAACUCCGUUAAUACUAAUCACAGUAAAAUCGUCGCCACCCUGGAGGACCUUCUUCUCAAUAUCGACAGACACAGUGACUUCACCAAGAUUACCACAAAAGUAGAAAACUUUGGCCUUAAUUAUUACAAGGAGAAGCAAACUCAGGAUUGGGAAAGGAUCGAGGACUUUCACAUUAAAAUGCUGGGGGAUGCUGGCACAAACUUGCCUCUAUUCAGUGUGGUGGUCACCACAGUCAGCCUGCAGGAUCUGUAUGCAAAGAUUGGAGCAAGGAAUCCCCACAACAAGCAGCACACCAUUUCUGAGGUGCUAAUCGACGUGCAGCCCAUUGAGAUGGUGUUGGAUUUGGAUCAAAUAACCGAGUUUAUGAUACCCCUGUGUGAGGUCCUACAGAUAAUGCAAAGUCCCAGUCCUGAACAGAUGCAGUCCCAUUCGCCAUCAGUUCCCAGCCAGAUUACCACGGUUCAAGACCUGCCCAUGGUGCAUUUGAACAGCAAAGGCAUCUAUGUUUACCUUCCCUUAUCGACGGGCAGAAAGAGCUGCAGUGUAUUGUUACUCAGGAUCGAGAGCAUCCAGCUAACGCCGAGCCUUGAAAAUCCCUUGGUACGCCAACUCGUCCGCCCGGAUAUCUACCAGAAGGCCGCCGAGCUGAACAUGCUAAAUACUCCAGGCGCCUUGGUCGAAGAUCGUCAGUAUGAGCUAAGCGUAAGGAAGGUAUCGCUAUCCACAGGCAACUGGAAGCAGACACAGAGAUAUCGGCUCGAGAAGAGCUUGGCCAGCAAGCACAACAACCCAGCCUUUGAGUGGAACAACCAGAGUCAAGCCACCGAACUGCAUCACAUGGAGAUAUUCAAAGAUUUUGACUUCAUCAUGAUCUAUGCUCCGGCCAUGAGCUACGAUCGCUAUCUUGUAUGCGGCCAGAGUGUAGAGUACAAUUGCGUGACGGACUUUGUUUCCUCGUUAAACACUCAUCAAAUCAGCCUGAUUAGCUGCCUUAUCGUUCGUAUGCAACGGCUAAAUUGCAUCAUCGAUAACGUUUGUGUGCCGAAGAAAGAUAGUGUAUCCAAAGAAGGAUCCCUUCAAGCACUUGGCGCAGUAUCCGGACGCGGAAGCACUAGCGAUACCGCUUUAUUGUCCUCUUCCUAUCCCAAAAAAUGCUGUCAAAGUUUUGCGAAAAGGAAGAAUUCUAGACAGGAGGUGUCCGAAAAGCAGAGGAGCUCCAGUUUCUUGGACGCAAGAGGCAGUAGCGACAUUUUUUACGGUUCUUGCCAAAGCGAUUCAGGCAUCAACUUGUCAGGCAGUCGUGGGAAGGGAAAUCCAAGAUCCGUGGCUGCCGAUGACCUUCAUCGUGGCUAUCCCCGCAGCGUGUCUUUUGUUGCUGGCAUAUUCGUGUUGAAAAUUUACGAUGUACUGGACCUGGAGGAUCUUGAGGUGUUGGAACGUCCAGCGAUGAAGCCGCUUCUUUUGAUACUGGUCUCCCAGCCCAGUUUCAUAUCCACGCAGAACCUGAAGGCUUCUGUAACUCAAGCCUCGAUUUUUAAUAUCAACGUAAAUGUGGCGACUCCUUCGACAGGGGAGAAUAACACGGAUUUGGAUCAGUUUAAUGAGCCCAUCCUUGAUACAUUGCCUGGCCAACUGAGCAGCUCGGGGAUUCCUCCUCCCCUGCUGACCAUGCGGACGCAGUACGAUCGUCUCCAGCAAAAGGAAUUGGAUGUGGAGCUUCGUAAGCCCAUCCUGCUUCGAUUAUGUGAGACGAGAGUUAAGCAACUGGCCAGUGACGUGAUCCGCAUCUACACGGUUCUCCACGAGACUCCCUGCUUUGCCGUUCGUAGUCAGCGUCCUGUGGAGGAAGGUUCGCAGCUCCAGCAGAUGAAGACGAACUGCUACAACGCAGACAGGAUGCAUUUAUCCAGCGAUCGUAUAACCAUUAAGUUUUACGACGAGGAACGAUCGUACAAGUGCAGCUUGGUGUGCCUGGACUUCAGCACCCGCAUCAAGUUCAGUACCCGACCGCAAAAAGCUGUCAUUAGGUCCACUUUGGGAUCAAUCUAUGUGCAGUCGGGGGGAAAGAUGUUACUGCAUCCGUUGCUAAUGCGUUUGUCAGUGGAUCUGGUCAGUGAGCCGUGGUGCGACGAACUCUUUAUCAAUGCCACCUUCAAGCUGAACUUCCUUCAUGUAGAUGCUAGUGUUCUUAGUAUUUUGCAACUGCAAAAGGCACAGGAUGGUGUCAAUCGGAUUCGGGAGUAUGUCAAUGAGGAGUGGCAGCAAUUCCUCCAUCAUCGCCCUGUACUGGGCACUCCGGAGGAGAUCUCGCCCUGCGACUUAAUCAAGUGCACGCCGUCAAAUGAGUCCAUAGAGAGGUUCAAAAGGCCAAUGAAAUCUAUUGCUGAAUUCUACCAGGAUGAUCUCAGAGCUGGUGCCUUCCAGUUUGUGUACCUAAACUCAGAGUCCGUGCUGCCCAUGCCCUACCAAGUGCAGAUCAUCAAGAAGAACUAUGGGAUUAUAUGCUGGCGCUACCCGCAGCCCCGCCAGAUGACCAGCAUCCUCAUAUAUCCAGUGCCCAUGCCAGUUAGUGGUUGACCUAAAUCGGAAUGAAUCUCUAUUAAUAAUCAAUUUGCAUGUGAAAAGGUCAGCCAUCCCAUACACAUUAGAUGUC
This is a messenger RNA of Drosophila serrata, 6559 nucleotides long. It is a transcript of the gene Vps13B, whose product is annotated as vacuolar protein sorting 13B. NCBI's taxonomy places the organism in Eukaryota, Metazoa, Arthropoda, Insecta, Diptera, Drosophilidae. The record is from RefSeq and is a predicted model, not a curated record.